AUGGCCAGUCCGCGGAUUUCUGGGACUUGUAGUUCGAGGCCCGUAGGUGUAGGCGUGGGUCAGUCUCGGGAAUCCUGCGCUUCAGGUGUCGGAUUCCACGUGGGAGGUGAGACGCGCAGGACAGGCGACGCUGCGGGCAGGGAGGCGUUCUGUGGUUGGGAUGUGGGAGUGCCGCGGAGGUGGCGCAGGACCUCAGAGACCCGAAAUCCUGGCCGGCCGGCUGUGAGAGAGCGUGCGACCUGGAGGAGGACGCUGUCCUUCCAGAGAGGAGGCAAUGACCAAAUGCCAGAACUAGGGAGAAGCAUCUUCUGUAUUUCUGGAAACAAGAGCAGUGUAGUGACUCUUCAAAGUGAUGAUUACAAAAACAUAGCAAAUGAAGAAUAUUUGUCUUUGAAAGUCCCAAGCCAAAUGGCCACAAAGGACUCCUCAGUGACACUCUGUAAAAAUGAGCCCCAGGAUCCUCAGAAAAGCAAAACUCUGUUUAUAACUGAAGAAGGCACUGAGAGAAGAGUCUUCGGAGGAGAAAGACCUCCCAUGGACCAUUGUUCAGAGAACCUUCAAAUUAAACUUCUGUCUGAUGUAACAGAACUGGUCUCACCAUUGGUCAGUGGUGAGGCAACUUGCCAGAACGGCCAGUUGAAAGAAGCUUUGGAUCACUUUGACUGUAACUGCAAAGACAUCUGUGGUUGGAAAUCACAGGUGGUCAGUCAUAGUCAUCGGAGACCUCAUACAGAGGAGAAACCCUGUAACCAUUACAGCUGCGGGAAAAGACGUAACAACAGCUCAGGCAGUAAUCCAUGUGACAAAAUGCACACUCCAGAGAAACCACAUAGAUGUAGUCGGUGUGGUAAGGACUUCAGUGAGCGCUCAGAACUGCUACUUCAUCAAAGGCACCACACAGAAGAAAAGCCCUACAAAUGUGAGCAGUGUGGGAAGGGCUUCACAAGGAGCUCCAGUCUCCUCAUCCAUCGAGAAAUUCACACGGAUGACAAACCCUAUAAGUGUGACAAGUGUGGGAAAGGCUUCACAAGGAGUUCAAGUCUGCUCAUUCAUCACGCAGUCCAUACAGGCGAGAAGCCGUAUAAAUGUGACAAGUGUGGGAAGGGCUUUAGUCAGAGCUCCAAACUGCAUAUCCACCAACGAGUGCACACUGGCGAGAAGCCCUAUGAGUGUGGGGAGUGUGGUAUGAGCUUCAGUCAGCGCUCCAACCUGCACAUCCACCAGCGAGUCCACACUGGGGAGAGGCCCUACAAAUGUGGGGAAUGUGGGAAGGGCUUCAGUCAGAGUUCGAACCUUCACAUUCACCGGUGCAUACACACAGGUGAGAAGCCCUUCCAGUGCUAUGAAUGUGGGAAGGGCUUUAGCCAGAGCUCUGAUCUUCGCAUCCAUUUCAGAGUCCACACUGGAGAGAAGCCCUAUCACUGUGGCAAGUGUGGAAAGGGAUUUAGCCAGAGCUCAAAACUCCUCAUCCACCAGAGAGUGCAUACUGGAGAGAAGCCCUAUGAGUGCAGCAAGUGUGGGAAGGGCUUCAGCCAGAGCUCCAACCUCCACAUCCACCAGCGGGUUCAUAGGAAAGAUCCUAUUAAUAAAUAAAGUCUUCAGUCAUAUACUCAUUCUGUAAAGACUUAAAUAUUUUUAAUAUCACUCUUUAUUCUCAGGAGAGAUAUCAUAGGUUACUCAGAUAUUUCCCUCACUGAAACUCAUUCAUUCCUUUAAAGUAUUUAAGUACCAAGCACUUUGUCAUGCUCUACAGAGAACUGACUGUUCUGGUUCCUCAGAUGGGUAGAGUGAAAUGUCUGUACUUUGCAGUUCAGCCAUUGUUAUUAGAACUAUAUAUCCUACCCAGUAUUUUUAAGUGCAAGAACUUUUUAUUUGUGCAGACAGAGCAUGUUUCCCUUUGUUCACAUUCUCUGAGAAAUUGAAACUUUGGUUUCUCUUCAAA
Molecule: messenger RNA, 1942 nt
Organism: Suricata suricatta (meerkat)
Lineage: Eukaryota; Metazoa; Chordata; Mammalia; Carnivora; Herpestidae
Gene: ZNF239
Product: zinc finger protein 239
Exons: 3
Coding region: 1-1593 (530 amino acids)
Biological process (GO): regulation of transcription by RNA polymerase II
Cellular component (GO): nucleus
Molecular function (GO): RNA polymerase II cis-regulatory region sequence-specific DNA binding; DNA-binding transcription activator activity, RNA polymerase II-specific
Source: RefSeq, a predicted model, not a curated record